CGGGGCUGCUCCGGGAAGCGAUGAUGCAGGAGCUCUGAGGCUCUGUCCGCUCGCCUGGAUGCGCGAAAUAAAAUCAUGCCGCAGCCCAAAUCCCGGAAAAUCGCUGUGUUGGGUUACAGGUCGGUGGGGAAGUCGUCUCUCACCAUCCAGUUUGUGGAGGGACAGUUUGUGGACUCCUAUGACCCCACCAUAGAGAACACGUUUACCAAGACGAUGACCGUGAACGGUCAGGAGUACAACCUGCAGCUGGUCGACACGGCCGGUCAGGAUGAGUACUCCAUCUUCCCUCAGAGUUACACCAUCGAUGUUGACGGUUACAUCCUCAUUUAUUCUGUCACAUCCUACAAAAGUUUUGAGGUGGUCAGAGUGAUCCACGAGAAGCUGCUCGACAUGGUUGGAAAUGUCCAAGUGCCAAUGAUUUUAGUGGGAAACAAGAAAGACUUACACAUGGAGAGAGUGAUCAGUUACGAGGAGGGGAAAGCUCUGGCAGAGUCGUGGAACGCUGCCUUCCUCGAGUCUUCAGCCAAAGAAAACCAGACGGCGGUGGAGGUGUUCAGGAGGAUGAUCCUGGAGGUGGAGAAGAUGGAGGCGGGUCAGCCGCAGAGUCGGACACCCUGCUCUGUGAUGUAGCUUCCAGAAACUCUGGUCCCAUCACCGUCCACUGCAGCGACUGACGGCUCAGCAGGCAGGAGAGACCACCUCUGAGGUCCAGUUACUGUUAGCUUCCAUGUUCGUCCUGAUAUAUUCUGUUUGCUCCCUAUGAAGUUUACACCAAACUCUGUAUUAGAAAACUAAAACACAUGACUGCGGUUUCCUGUCCAUGAGCCCAGAGAAGCACGGCCUCAUGGGAGAUGUAGUUGUUAAAUGCCAUCGAAAUAAUCACUGCUUUAUCCUCAUUACACUUGAUGAUGGACAGAAAACCUCAGGAGCAUGUUUCACAUUUUCAGAGAGAAUCUGUAAACUCAGUGCUGAUGUUUAAAACCUGAACUGUGAACUGUACACUCUCCAAACAUCAGCUCUGAGCUGGAAGGACAUUUUACUGGCUUUACAGGGACUUGUUUAAAUUUUUCUUGCUCAGUGAAAAAACAGUGGAGAGCCGUGGUGAGAGUUGAUUUUACUGAAAGUAAUACUUCCUUUGUUUCUGCUGAAUAUGCUGUAAGACACUGAGGGUCUGUAAAAUGCAUCAAGUCUUCUUUCAUCACCUCGGCAUAGUGGCUAAUUUGCAGGACAAGACUAAAUUAAUAGAUUUUCAAAUGGGGUUUGGUAUGAUGUCUGCUGCAUAUCAAGGAGGACCAGGAAUAAAACACCUGAGUGGGACAUUCGUUUAAUCAGAGAGCAGAAAUUACUGAGAUGCUCACAGAAAAAACAAGACAUGAACAAAAAUAUAUUUAUGGCUGAAGCUGAGAGAAAAGUUGGAAAAAGAAAAACUGUGACUCUGGUUCUCAGGACGAGGUCAGGACUGUAGGUUAUAGUUGCAUCAUCGGUUAAACUGAUUUAAUGGCAUUAUUCAGCAGCGUAUCACAUUUAUUAAAGACCACACGUUUCUCAUAUCAGUUAAUGAGGCAACAAUAGAAGCUGGUCUCCGCUGCUCCCCUCAAAUCAUCACUCUUCUGUAUUAAAAAGAAAAAAAACUUUUUAUAUGCACAAAAAAAAAGAAGGAAAGAAAAAAGAAGAAAUAUUUCAGUUUUUACGGUUGUUCUCAUUAAAGCUAU
Messenger RNA from Toxotes jaculatrix (banded archerfish), 1712 nucleotides. RefSeq names its product Ras homolog, mTORC1 binding (gene rheb). Lineage: Eukaryota; Metazoa; Chordata; Actinopteri; Toxotidae. The record is from RefSeq and is a predicted model, not a curated record. Gene Ontology annotation, cellular component: plasma membrane. Gene Ontology annotation, biological process: small GTPase-mediated signal transduction. Bases 76 to 630 code for a protein of 184 amino acids. The transcript has 8 exons. Gene Ontology annotation, molecular function: GTP binding; GTPase activity; GDP binding.